AUGAAAUUACUUAAUUUAUUCAUAUUAGGAAGUUCAAUAUUUGCUUUUGCAAAUAGUUUAGAUCCAGCUGGUGAGAUUUUAAUUGUCCCGUCUCAAGUUCAGAUGCCAUUAUCAAAACAUAAACCUCUGGAAGGUUUGUAUUUGAGGGAGUGCACUACUGACUGUGGUUUAUGUACAGUGAGUUGUAUGGAGCAUCCUAGAAGUUGUUGCAUAAAAAAUAAAAGACAUAGUGGUAAAUAUAGCGAGAAGGAACUCGGUGCAACUAAUGAGAAAGAUAGAAGUUGUAAGAAGUCUAGUAAGGUUAAACAACUAGAAUUAGGACCAGAACUAGGACCAGAACUAGGACCAGAACUAGGACCAGAACUAGGACCAGAACUAGGACCAGAACUAGGACCAGAACUAGGACCAGAACUAGGACCAGAACUAGGACCAGAACUAGGACCAGAACUAGAACCAGAACUAGAACCAGAACUAGAAACAGAACUAGAAACAGAACUAGGACCAGAACUAGGACCAGAAUUACAACCAGAAUCAGAAAUAAUUAUUGUUGAACAUAAGAAGUGUUGUAAGAAGUGUUGUAAGAAGAAGACAAGAAAUCUUAAGUCUGUAAGUGAACCAGUUAUUUACGAAAUUCAACAGCCAGAGCCAGAGCCAGAGCCAGAGCCAGAACCACAACCAGAGCCAGAACCACAACCAGAACCACAACCAGAACCACAACCAGAACCACAACCAGAACCACAACCAGAACCACAACCAGAACCACAACCAGAACCACAACCAGAACCACAACCAGAACUACUAGAACCAAUUAUUUGUAAAGUUCAACCUAAUAAAGUAGUGUAUAAGCCUGAAGUAGAGUGUCAAUCACUGCUUUGUGAACCAGUUCCAAUUGUUGUUAAGGAACAGAAAUGUUGUUCAGGCAGGAAUAAAGAUGGAAAUUUCAGAUAUUUACCUAAGGACCAAAGUUAUGAGAAGUUAUCAGCUGUAAGAUGUAAUGGCACUGUAUAUGUAGAGCAGUCAUCUUCCAUUCCUAAAGAGAUGGUAUUUGUACAACAACCAAUAGUACUUACUUCCAAGAGUCACUCUUGUUUCAGGCGUUCUAAAUGUAGUGGCAAUACCAAGAAUGAGAAGUGUUUCAGUGGAUUCUCAAAGAAGAACCGAGUUCUAUUGGGAGAUCAAACUCAAGAGUUCAUUAUUAUUCAACCACAAGAUACUCCAUUAGAAAAGGAAGUUAUAGUAGUUCAACCACAAGAUACUCCAUUAGAAAAGGAAGUUAUAGUAGUUCAACCACAAGAUACUCCAUUAGAAAAGGAAGUUAUAGUAGUUCAACCACAAGAUACUCCAUUAGAAAAGGAAGUUAUAGUAGUUCAACCACAAAAGACUCCAGUAGAAGAGGAAGUUAUUCUCCCACAAAGGACUCCAGUAGAAGAGGAAGUUAUUCUCCCACGAAGUACUCCAGAAGAGGAAGCUAGAACACGAAAGCCCAAAAUUAUACUAGUGGAAGCAGUAGAUUCAAUGCCUAAGCCAAUUAAUGAAACUACUACUCUAGUAAGGAAACCAGCUAGAUUACCAAGAUACUUUGUAUCUGGUGAUGAUAUAUUGGCUAUUGUUCGUGAAAAGAAGUAA
Molecule: messenger RNA, 1626 nt
Organism: Cryptosporidium muris RN66
Lineage: Eukaryota; Apicomplexa; Conoidasida; Eucoccidiorida; Cryptosporidiidae
Exons: 1
Coding region: 1-1626 (541 amino acids)
Source: RefSeq, a predicted model, not a curated record